AUGCCGGGCGUCGCAAGCGCCCGGCACGAACGGGGGCCCACCUUCUGUUCCCUACGAUCAUCCUCUGAGACCAUCUACCAAGCGCUUGAAUCCCCCCCGGUAUCAGCUUUAUUGCUAGCCAUUAGUAUGUCUUCAUCCGAGGACAACAGCAGCCCUCCCAUCAAGGGAUCCAAGAAGAGGAGACUGCCGCACGCCUGCGACAACUGUCGCAAGCGCAAAGUCAAGUGUGACAGUGCGCGCAUGAAUGGCCGGUGUACGAACUGCAUUAGUUUCGAUAUUCCUUGCGAACACACCAUUCCCUCUCGGCGUCGUGGUGUCCAAAAGGAAUAUGUGGAGGCUCUUGAAAGUCGUAUCAAACAGAUGGAAGAUAUGUUGACAAAGCAGGCGGUAAAGGCCUCUAAUGGCUCAGAGGCCUCGACAACAUCAUCCCCCUCGUCUGCCCUCGCGAGAGGACCAGAAGGAGCGUCAUCCUCAUCCCAUUCAUCACCGGACUAUGUCGAACGAGAAGACGAAUACGAGCGGAUGCAAGCCGAAGUCGUCAACAACAUGAAGACCUUGCGGAUCACUGACUGCUCUUCGCGUUACUUCGGACCAGCCAGCACGUUCCACCUUGUCAGCGCAGCGCUAUACGUGAAGGCCAAGAGCGACGAGAUCCAAGGCAACACAGUCCAGCAGAACAUGGUGUACGACCAGUAUCGCGAUAAUUACCGCGACCACAUUCAGACGUUGUCGUGGGACAUUAUGCCCUGGGAACAGUCCCUCGUUGCCGAUGAAGAGUACGAACCCCUCGAGUUUCCGGAGGAUGACCUCCUACAGCACUUGAUCGACGUUUACUUCGAGAUCCCGAAUAUGCUCAAUCCUAUUCUUCAUCGUCCGACCUUCGAAAAGGAGUUGAAAGAAGGGGUACACAAGACGGACUGGUACUUCGGCGCCGUUGUCCUGAUGGUGUGCGCGUCCGCCUCGAGAUAUACCAGCGAUCGUCGCGUGCUGCUACCUGGCAUCGAUGAUUGGCGAAGUGCUGGUUGGAAAUGGUUAACCCAAGUACCCCUGAUUCGGCGCAAGUCCCUUUUCAUGCUGCCGAGCGUGCACGAGUUGCAGUACUAUGGCAUCGUUCUGACUUGCGUAUUUGGGACGUCCGCGCCUCAGAGCGCAUGGCCCAUCCUCGGUAUCAGCAUUCGCUACUGUCAGGAGAUGGGUAUACACCGCAAGUCGGCCGACCCGCACUUCGUCAACAAUGAAAAUGAGCAUUGGAACAGAGCCUUCUGGUCGCUCGUUACUUCCGAUCGAAUCGUAAGCUCUUUUCUAGGAAGACAACCGUGCAUAUCCGCGGACGAUAUUGACGCAGAUCCUCCAGUGGAAUGCGACGAUGAGUAUUGGGAUACUGGGAAUCCGGCAACGGUCUUCAAGCAGCCGUCUCGUGUCCCAUCCAAGAUAUCGUUCUUUACGCACUACGUGAAGCUCACCGACAUUCUUUCUCAUGCGCUCGGCGCGCUGUACACAACGGCGAAGUCCCGUAUUCGAAUAGGGCACAUCGGUCCUGAUUGGGAACAACGGAUCGCGUCCGAGCUGGACUCCGAGUUGAAUCAGUGGCUGGAUGAUUUGCCUGAUCACUUGCGUUGGGACCCGAAGCGCGAGAACAGACUGUUCUUCAACCAGUCUUCGGUCUUAUUUGCCACGUAUUAUCAUGUUCAGCAUGUCAUCCACCGGCCCUUCAUCGGAAAGACUUCCCCUGUCACCUUCGCAUCCAUCGCCAUGUGUUGCAACGCUGCACGAGCGUGCUCUCGUAUCUACGCGGCGCAGAUCGAGCGAGGAGAUCCCAUUGUUACGUCAGAACUACUAGUCACUGCCUUCACCAGCGCCGUCUCCUGCUUGAUGAACAUCUGGGGUGGGCGCAAGAUGGGCAUGUCCAUCGACCAGAAGCGGGAGAUGGAAUAUGUACGCCACUGCUUGCGGUAUCUGGAGGUCGCGGAAGCCAAGUGGUAUCUUGCGGGGAAGUUCAGGGAGCAAAUUCAGAACCUCGCCAAUAUCCAGGAGGCGGGAGGCACACCGGACUACGUCUCCAAAAAGAGGCCGCGUGCUGAGUCCCCGCCUCCGGAAGCCAUGUCUUCCGGCGCAUCCUCCUCCGUUCAACCGACCACUAGUGACGGCGCUGGCCAGGAUGCCAAUUACUCGGGCCUCUGGGACGGCAGUGACCCCAACGCCAAUACGUACUGGAACGUCAACAACUUGCUGUUCCCUCAGACGGAUGCAGCCGACCCUACACAGCAGUCCAUGGGUCAUGAUCACGGUUUUGCCCAACAAAGACCCUUCGAUCCUUUCGUGUCGAUGCCCGACCCCCAACAGGCGCACGGCGGUGCUUCCCAGCACUUGCACGCACCGUCACUGGAGGGACUGACGGAGGCCGAUCUUGCAUCGCUGCCGGUUCCUAUGGACGAUGUCUUUGACAUGUGGCAGCAGUUACCCUCAUCCAUCGAUACGCGAACAUGGGACUCGUACAUAUCCAGCUUAGAACAGCCGAAGACCAACGCGCGCGGGUUCCCGGAGCAGGCGCUUUUUCUAGGACACUGAUUCUAUGAUCGUCAACUCUGUAAUCGCUACUUGUAUUUGUGUACUUCUUGGGUAGAAUGUUGCCUGAUGAAUUGGCGCUGGAUAGACAGUUCGGUG
Messenger RNA from Schizophyllum commune H4-8, 2664 nucleotides. RefSeq lists its product as uncharacterized. The transcript is spliced from 13 exons. Bases 1 to 2568 code for a protein of 855 amino acids. Gene Ontology annotation, molecular function: zinc ion binding; DNA binding; DNA-binding transcription factor activity, RNA polymerase II-specific. Gene Ontology annotation, biological process: regulation of DNA-templated transcription; DNA-templated transcription. The record is from RefSeq and is a predicted model, not a curated record. Lineage: Eukaryota; Fungi; Basidiomycota; Agaricomycetes; Agaricales; Schizophyllaceae.